Molecule: messenger RNA, 801 nt
Organism: Penicillium malachiteum
Lineage: Eukaryota; Fungi; Ascomycota; Eurotiomycetes; Eurotiales; Aspergillaceae
Product: purine and uridine phosphorylase
Exons: 1
Coding region: 1-801 (266 amino acids)
Biological process (GO): nucleoside metabolic process
Molecular function (GO): catalytic activity
Source: RefSeq, a predicted model, not a curated record
AUGGGUGAAUUGGGAAUAAAUGGAGACGUCCAGCUAAAAGGGAUGUUGAAUGCACCACCAAGGCCGAUAUUGACAGCACUUACAGAGCUGAAAGCGAGCGCCCUUGUGGAUGACCCGUGCUUCCCGCAAUUUAUCGAGAAGGCAACAGGAAGAAACGGACGAACCAAGAAGACUUUCGGGAGACCCCAGGCCGACCAAGAUAGAUUGUUCCAGGCUCAGUACGAGCACAUCGAGGGUACUAGCUGCAACGAUUGUCCAACUAAAUGGGAGUCAAAGCGAAUCGCUCGUGAUACAAGCGAGCCUGAAACACACUAUGGGAUCAUCGCGUCGGGAAACUGUGUCAUCAAGCAUGCGGCCACGAGGGAUCGACUGGGUGCCAAAACAGGCGCACUAUGCUUUGAGAUGGAGUCAUCUGGGCUUAUGAUGGAUUUUCCAUGUAAACUCAUUCGUGGAAUAUGUGACUACUCUGAUUCACACAAGAAUGACAAGUGGCAAGGAUAUGCAGCUUUGAGCGCAGCUGCCUAUGCUAAGGAAUUGCUCGGCAAUGUCGCGGUGGCCCAGAUAGCACAGGAAAGAUUAGUAGUCGAAGUCUGCAAAGACUUGAAGAAAGAGAUCAAAACCAUACGGGAUAUCUCCAAGGGCACACAGGCAGGGAUUGAAAGCAUCCAAUCAGCUCAGUAUCUCAAGCACAUCCAAGAAUGGCUCUUGCCUUCCGAUAUAUCGAUCAACUUCAAUGCAGCACUUGAAGCUCGACAGGAGGGGGGCAUGCUCUUGGUUUCUCCAAAGCGAGUUAUUUUAUGA